UUUCCCCACCGACCACCCUCACAAGUCGUUCUGAAUAGUCAGUUUCAACCUUCUGUAAGCCUAACGUCGACUGUGAAAAGGAGUAACGGGGACCAUUCGUAACUGUUCGGUUAUUUCCGUAAGAACUGUUUUCGUUACGAAAAAGGGCGAACGUAAUCGGAUUUACGAUGUAACGUUCUGAGAAACAACUUUCACUUUCGAAUUAUUUUUUCCAGCUUAGAUCUCGAAGGUGGCAUGAACAUGAAAUCGAAAGCGUAAGGACCAUGUGACUAAGUGCAAUUUCUUUGUUACUGAAAAUCAUAACUAACAUUGAUUACGAGACACAGAGACUCCACCUCCUUAUACAGUGGACACUAAAAUGGAGAUCAAUGGAAGAGAACAUUUGAUGUACACGUCCCAGCAGGAAAUGUUGCCAUGUACGUCACGUCAUUAGGAAGUUUUUAUAUACAUCAGUGACGAACAGCUAGGGAACCGUUAUCUAGAGAAAAUAUGAAAAAUCGGGUUGUAUCAUGGUGUUUAGUAAUUUGUCACACACUUUCCAUGACUGUAAAGGCAGAUGGACAAGAAAAUGUUCAUUUUAAAAGCUUGCAGAAAUUUCAACAGUUUGAUGAGACACCUGCUCUUGCAUCUAAAUUGUGGUACUAUACCGAAUUCAGUGAACAUGAUCAUCAGGGCAUCAACCUACAAUGUCAACGUAAUACUGCAGCAAAAUCUCAGGAAACCAACAUUAUGUGGUCUAAAAAUGGAUCACCAAUAACUGCUAAUGAAAGAGUACAACUCCUCAAUAACAAUGAAAUAUUAUUUAUUGAUGACCCUCAAGUAAAGGACAAAGGCUGGUACAAUUGCUCCCUCUGGUAUCAAGGGACCAUCACUGACAGUUUUGCAAAGGAGAUUACAGUUGAUGAGAAAAUUCAAAUGACUGCUCCAAAAGUUGUCCAAGUGGAUCCAGUGAGUCGAGUGAAAUAUGUCAACCUUGGCGAAAGUUUCAACAUCAGCUGUACGUUUUAUGAAGGGAAUCCUAACAAAAACAACCCACUGGGAUUUACAUUGGAGAGAUACUGGUAUUUCAAUGAUACAGAAGUACCAUCUGACACUAAAAAGACAGCAUAUAUUGUGGGCAGUACUGAGAACCAGACCGAGUCUGUAUUGACCCUCACUGUGAACAAUGUCACGAAGGAGGAUUUAGGUAGCUACCAGUGUUUGGGAAGCAAUUACUUGGGAGCUGACCAUCAGAACAUCAGUGUAGAGUUAGCUAAAGCAGCUGAAGACAAAUCAGAGAUCAUGCCACUGUGGGUUAUUGUUAGUAUUGCUGCCGGGGCCUUUGUUAUUCUGCUUGUCACAUUAAUUGUCGGGAUAGUGAUAAGGCAGCGGCGCCAGGAGGAGUUAGAGUGGCCUGCCCCUGAUAUGGAGCAUUAUGAUGUGCCGGUGUGUGAGUUGGAGUAUGAUGUGUUCAUCUCCUACAGCAGUGAGGAUGAGGAGUGGGUGAAGGAUGAGCUCCUGAAGAACCUAGAAGCAGACGGUUACAAAGUGUACAUAGACUUCAAGGACUUCGUGCCAGGAAUGGCAAUUGCUGAAAAUGUAUUGGAUGCAGUUUACAAAAGCAGGAAGACAGUUAUAGUGAUGUCCAAGAAUUUUCUGAAGUCCAUGUGGGGGCAAUAUGAACUACAGCAGGCUCACAACAAAGCCAUUGUCAAGAGAGAUGAUGUACUGGUCUUGAUUAAGUAUGGAAAGUGUAAGGUACCAGGAAAACUGCUUGGAAAGACAUUCUUAGACUGGACAGAUAAGGAUGUGAAACCUCACUUUUGGAGCAGACUGGCAGACUUUUUGGGUAAGCCAGAAAAUUUCCGAAGCAGUCUGGAGUCGGAGGAAGAGAGGAAAAAAGAUCCAGCCACAGCCACCAUUGAUUUGAUAAGAAUGACUUCUGACUAUGACAGUGACUUUUUGGACUCUGAUGAUGUAUUCCUGUCCUCUGAGGGAGUGUUAGGGAUUCAGAGACAGAAUUUUACAGAAGAGAGUUUGUUGUCUCCUGGGACUCGUAAUAGAGUGAGUACGGAAACAAACUCCAGAGUCAGCUGUGACGAUGAAUCCAUGAAGUUGAUUCCUUAAAUGUGCAAAAUGCUUAUAUACCACUGUGAUAUUGAGGGAGAGGGUUUUAUGUAGCAUUUUUCUUUGUGUAUGCAGUUCAUUGAAAAAUCAGCCCCCCUUUUUUUGUCUAUUUGGAAUUAUUUUUUGUGUUGUACAUGUGUAUUGCAAAUCCCAGACAACUUUUAGCCACAUUGUUAUAACUUUUAAGGUUUUCACAGGUGCUUGACAUGAUGAAAAAAAAAAAUUACAUAAUACUGAAAAUUAAGGAAUAUUUUUUGUCAACUCCAACUGCAAUAUCUAUGGUAAAUCAAUCCAUGAUACAUUUUUGUAAAGUCAAAUUCCCACGAAAAUUCAAUACAUGUAUAGAACUUUCUAGCAGAAAAUGCUUGCACUUUACAACAAUUACAAAAAUUUUUACUGAACUGUAUUUAACAGUGUUUUGUACAAAUUGUAAAGUUUAUAAAGUACAAGUUCGUGAUUUCAGAGAGGAAGAAUACCUCUUUGUAGCAUUAUAUGAAUCAAUCUUACACAGGAAUACCAAUGUGAUAUAUUGGACAUUUUUCAAAAUGUUUUUCUAAUGAACCACAAGGGCAACAGCUUGUCAAAUAAAAUGCAAGCAUUCUCAUUGUGUAGAUAACAAUUUCAUUCAAACCAUGACCCCAGGGACAAACUACAGUAGAGGUUUGAAGUUUGAAUACUUAAAGUGCACGAGAACAAUUAGUCAAAUUACUAUGCAAGCAUCAUCAUGUAGUAUAGAUUUGUUCCAGUCAUAAUUCUUUAGGCCAGAGCAUUUGACACAAUGAGGAUUUAAAGUUUAUGUUGGAAUAUAUUACAAAAUUCUUUCUUCAAAAUUUUCUUCUCUUAAAUCACAAGAGUACAAGUUGUCUAAUUUUCAGACAUCUCCAUGUUGUGUUGAACCCUGACAAUCUGGGUCCCUUUUCAGUGGCAGGGUCAUGAAGGGAUUUUAUGUACAAGUGUGUGGUGUGGGCCUCUGGUGGAGCUGAUUUCAGUUUCAGUUUGCUUGUUUUAGAGUGUACUGUUUCAUUGUUUUCAAGGAGACAUAUUUUUAGGUCACCAGAGUUGCUCAAGUGACCUUUUGCUUUCUGUUUUUGUAGACGUGCGUCAGUCAUAAUUUUUUUUAACAUUUUCAGCUUCUUCACAUGAAUGGCUGAACCAAUUCUAAUGAAUUUUGGUAUAUAGUAUCUAUCGGUAAAGAGGAACAAAAAUUGUAAAUUUCAUGGACACUGCCUCCCUUGAGCCUGAGGGAUGGGGCCAAAACCUUAAAGACAUACGCGAUCUUCAAAAAAUUUCUUUAUUCGUGGAAAUGAAGCAGUUAAACUGUUUGCAUGAUUAUGAUAAGCAAUGAGCCCAUUUCCAAAAUUGUGAAAUUCAAGACCCUUGGGUUUAAGUUUCAGGCCCCAGGGUGGGAUGUUGGUGAUCAUAUAUUUUGAAAUGCAUGAUAUGAAUAACUUCUGUUUUCUGGACAUCAAAGAAGUAGUGUGUUUGCAUAAUUAUGGUCAUAUAUCGAAAACACAUUAUAUAUUAUAUCUUAGAAAAACUUCCUCUUCACAUCUGGAUAUCAAGGAAGCAGAACGCUUGCAUGAUUAUAAUGAGUAGUCAAGCCACUACCAAACUUGUGACAUUUGUGAGCCCAGAUUUAUAUGCAUCUAGAGGGUUUGUAAGUUCUUUAUGAAAGAAAUUUUUGAUAAAAAAUGACAAGUUGCCAUUUGCUUUGUUUAUUCUUAAAAGUUACGAUCAGCUUACGUGUACUAGUAUAGCACACGUAGAGUUACGCUUAUUUCUGAUGUAAAUCAACGUCUACGGCUGUUAGUGAAUACCGUCCUACACAUAAACAUUUGCUAUGUCUAGAUUUACUCUACGUUAACGUCCAUGAACUUUAGUAAAUAUGGGUCCAUGGCCCAGGGUUGGUCAAGUUGGUCGUAUAUGGAAAAUGCUAUCUUAGAAAAAUUUCUUUUUUACUUCUGGACAUCAGAGACGCAACAUUUUUGCAUUAUAAUGAUUAUUUAUGACAAUUUUUAUUUUUAUGACUCCAUGGUUCAGGUUCUAUUAUCAUUACAUGAGCUACAAUGUAACAUGCAUGGAGAUUUCUACUGAAUAUUCCUGAAGUAGGAGUUUGGGCCCUAUGGCAAAUUACCUAAUGAUAUGUUAGAUAUGUUUGUGUGUUAAUGAUUUCUAAAAUUUCAUGCACACAAGUCAUGAGCUUUGGAAAAUGUGAUGCAUGGUACUCAGGUGACUGUUGGGGCACAGAUGAGCUUUGUCACUUGUUAUAGGCAUUGUUGUUAACUUUCAUAUUUUCAUCUUCUCCAAAACCACGGUCAUUUCUAACAAAACUUGACACAAAGUAUCUUGGGUGAAGGUAAUUCAAAUUUGAUCAAAUCAAGUCGUGUCCCCUUCCUAGGAGAGAUGAUUAGGUAAUAAUGAACAUACAAUGGUGUCUUAUGAAAAUUUUCUCAAGAACCACAAAUUAAACCAAAUCUGGAACAAGGAUUUGUGGGUAAAGGGGAUUCAACUUUGUUCAAAUGAAGGGCCAUAUCUAUUUCCAAGCAGAGAGAAUUUCAAAGUAGUAAAAACCUGAUGGUGUUGUCCUUUCUAUUGCUAUGAGAGAUAGAAAGUAGUGAAAACAUGCUAUUGUCUCUUUAAAAUGUUUUCUUUGUAAAAUGUUUUUAAGAACCUAUAAAAUAGACAAUCAAAUUUUCUUUAUUAAAGCUUUCUUACAUAGUACAGAAACCCUGACCCCUACUAGAGUGGGGUCACAGCAGAAAUUAGAUGAGUACAAUUUGUCACAUGCCUCCUCAUGUACUUUAGAUUCUUUUUGAUUAAACCAUUAAGAUCUGGGCAGGACCAUAGUAGAAGUUUAAGGUUUUGUAUAGUAAUAAGUAGGAUUUAGAAAAAUCUUCUCAAGAACCACAGUUAGUGAAAUAGAUAUACAAGUGACUUCAUGCAUCAUUGAUUUAUUUUUAUUUGCAAGUGACCUUGUGUAGUGUUAAUUUGAUUGUCUUUGUACCAUCACCAGGGGGCAAGAGCAAGGCCAAGGUAGGAGUGCAAGGUGAACAUUGUGGUCUAUGGGUUGCUUGUUAUUCGAUGUCCCUAUGAUAUACGUUUAGGUAUUAUUUCCUCAUGGUGUGAUGUAUACAAAAGUAUUUUUUCAGUAAAACUUUAACUAGUUUAUUGAUUCUUAGAAUAAAUGUUGAAUGUAGUUCAAAUAUUGGUUUUAUAUAGAAAUGAUAAUCAAAAUUUUACAUAUUGAUAUUUUGUGAACAUUGUGGUUUGUCAAAAAUGUUCAAAUUUCAAACAGUGUUCAUUUGCAUUACUUACUUAUCAAUUUUAAGAACUAGAAUUUUACUACUCAUGUUUACUGUAGAAGUAAAUGGCAUUUUUCAAAAACAUUUUUUUUUUACCCAUUUUUUUAUAAUGAAUAUUACUUUUAUAGGAGUACCUUUUGAUAUGAAGGUUUAGUCCCUUUUUAAUAUGCUUUUGAAUGUUGACUGGGUAAUAUAUUUGCACAACUGGCAGAAUACUUAACUUUUUUAUAAUCAUGAUUUUCAUUCAAAUUAAAGGAAGGGUGGAGUGUAAAAAAUUGGAAGUAAGUACAUUUGUAUUUUAAAUUUUAUAAGCAUGAUUUGUUAGCCAUCAAAUUUUGAGUCAUUGUAUGAAAAAUCCAAUUUUUAUGUUGCAUUUUUAUUUUAAUUGUGUGGCUAUAAUGUGUUAUAUGUGCAAAAAAAUUAAAACCAAUGUCUACAUACAGUAUUUGUAAUAAAUUGAGAAGCAAAGUUUAUUCUGUAUUAGUUACUUGUAAAGUACACAUUCUGCUUUCUUUAAGUUACUUGUAAAGUGUACAUUCUAUUUUGAAUUCUUUAAGUUACUUUUAAAGUGUACGUUCUAUUUUAAAUUCUUUAAGUUACUUGUAAAGUGUACAUUCUAUUUUGAAUUCUUUAAGUUACUUGUAAAGUGUACAUUCUAUUUUAAAUUCUUUAAAUGUACAUUCUAUUUUAAAUUCUUUAAGUUACUUGUAAAAUGUACAUUCUAUUUUAAAUUCUUUAAGUUACUUGUAAAGUGUACAUUCUAUUUUAAAUUUUUUAAAGUUACUUCUAAAGUGUACAUUCUAAUUUAAAUUCUUGAAGUUACUUGUAAAGUGUACAUUCUAUUUUAAAUUCUUGAAGUUACUUGUAAAAUGUACAUUCUAUUUUAAAUUCUUGAAGUUACUUGUAAAGUGUACAUUCUAUUUUAAAUUCUUGAAGUUACUUGUAAAAUGUACAUUCUAUUUUAAAUUCUUGAAGUUACUUGUAAAGUGUACAUUCUAUUUUAAAUUCUUGAAGUUACUUGUAAAGUGUACAUUCUAUUUUAAAUUCUUGAAGUUACUUGUAAAGUGUACAUUCCACCUUCUUGUGAUGAUAAUAUACAAUAAACACACAGAAAAUUUC
This is a messenger RNA of Ostrea edulis (European flat oyster), 6527 nucleotides long. Its product is annotated as interleukin-1 receptor accessory protein-like 1. Gene Ontology annotation, biological process: toll-like receptor signaling pathway; immune response. The record is from RefSeq and is a predicted model, not a curated record. Bases 490 to 2106 code for a protein of 538 amino acids. Gene Ontology annotation, cellular component: membrane. The transcript has 11 exons. Gene Ontology annotation, molecular function: transmembrane signaling receptor activity. NCBI's taxonomy places the organism in Eukaryota, Metazoa, Mollusca, Bivalvia, Ostreida, Ostreidae.